Molecule: messenger RNA, 2293 nt
Organism: Haliotis rufescens (red abalone)
Lineage: Eukaryota; Metazoa; Mollusca; Gastropoda; Lepetellida; Haliotidae
Exons: 2
Coding region: 182-919 (245 amino acids)
Molecular function (GO): protein binding
Source: RefSeq, a predicted model, not a curated record
GAUCAACAGUGCGCCGUAGCCGAGUAGGACGACCUUGUGUUGCACAUUUCCUAGAAAUGUUUCCGUGUUUCUCGGAACGUAGUGUACGGUGAUUUGUCCACUGGAUAAUUCUUAUUUCCAGAACACGGACAGCAAGACCAGCAGCAAAUUAAAGUCAUCUGCUACAGUAAUCCAUAGGAACAUGUCCUUGUUUGCGACGUUUGGGAACGAAAGGCCCGAGGAUCGUUUAAAAGAGGUGAAAACCUUCUUUACAGAGGGGAAUAAGAAAUCAGACGCCGUCAUACAGGUGGAAGACCACGAGCUUCACGUGGACCUGAAUAUAAUCUCUCUGAUGUCCCCGACACUGGCGAGUGAGUUCCAGCAACGCCCGGACCACCAGUCUCCUCCUAGGAAAACCAACAAAGCCGUGGCCAAGUUGGACGGACGUGUUGACCACAUUGUGGACAUGCUGACCUCCAUCUACCCCAACUUCAGGAGCGUCAACGUUGUUGAUGAAGACAAUGUCGAGUAUCUACUCCCACUGGCUGCGAAGUACAAGCUGUUGUUUCUGCUGGAAACGUGUAAAACAUUGAUAGAAAAAGAGUUACCUGGCAUGAAUAUGAAUACGUAUAUCUACUUGCCAACAAGGAUGGAAAUAACUUCUGAAAGAUACCAUAAGGAGAAUAAGGAUCGUCUCAUGCGAUACUUCGUGUUGGCGCAUAAGAAUGAAUUAUUCGAAUUAAGGAAAAGAUGUAUGAAUAAGUUAGUAAAAUGCUAUUAUAGCACAAAGGCACAUGAGCAGGAUGGUGGCACACCAACACGACGCACUGCGGCCUUCCAGCAGCUCGACCCAACAACAAGAUGGGAAAUACUGAGAAACCGAUUGUUUUACCUGGAAGGUACCUACGGUGAAGUGACAGACAACUUCGAAGACAUGUGAAGACGUGAGACAACUGAGACGUGUCAAGAUACUUCAUAGAUAUCGCCAUUGCGGCCAUUCCUUAUAUCACUUGACAACCAUGUCUCACAACGCCGGAAAUAUGUGUAGCUCACCUUUAAAGUCGAGUUAGCUUAUGUUGCAUGAAUGAUCCCAGCUAUGGCGUCUAAAACUUGCUCACAUAAUUCCGACGGCGGCCAUAUUGAAAUGUCAUUUUGUCCAUUACUCAGACCCUUGUGCAUGUAGCAUUAGGAGGUGUGAUAUGCGGGACAAUAAUACGUUUGUUUUUAUACUUAGUUAUGUUCAAAAUGAUCUGUGCUCCUUCUGUCUCAAUGAAAAGAAAACAAUUACUCACUUGUUUUGGGACUGUGCUGUAAUAAAACACUUUUGGGAUGAAGUGUCAGUUUGGAUAGACCAGUGUGUUCAUGUUUAUAAUAUGACAUUUUAUGCAGAAUUGAUACUUUUUGGAGUUAAAAAGAACAUAAAAACAUAUAAAGUUCGAUUUACUUUUACUUGUUGCAAAAUUCUAUAUUUUUAGAUGAAAAUUUCAAAAUCUUAUUUUAAUGUUCAUAAAAAGGAGGCCUUUUCACGAUACAAGAUUGAAAAAGAUAUUGCUUUCGAGACAGGUAAUCAGCAGAAUGCUUGGAUGCUGUAUCAUUAAUGAAGAGGAGCUUUUACUUUAAUUUUAGUUUUACUUAAGACAUUAAUGUAAGAUAUCCGUAAAAAAGGUUGUGUAAUGUGUCAUGUGCUUUCUGCUACCCUGGGCGGAAGACCAUUUUAUGUAACAGGUGCUUCCUUUUAUAAACAAUAAAAGAAAAAAAAAAUACUUUUGUUGCUUUUCGGGGUUCGUACUGAUUUUGGAUUAAGCUACGACCUUUGACCUUCAGGUAGCCCCGUUGUUCUAAGGUGACUGCAUUUCAACAUCUCUGAAACUACAAGGCACGUGGAGCUGAAACUUUGAAUGAAUGACAGCUAUGGUGUCUGUAAACACUGCACACGUAAUUCCAAUCCGACCUUAAACAUAUCCGCCAUUAUUUCUACAUAAUUCAGGUGAGCUGCAGAGCUUUGUGGCUCUAUUUCUUGGUGUUGCGUUCAUGACAUCCCGUAUUACCCUGUGCUGUAUAUUCCCAUUACUUUUCUAUUCAAGCAGCCAGAGAAGUUUCAGUUCGUGUCCUCGCCGCCCAAGGUAGAUAAAGUAGAAAGAUGAGGGCGUUCUGUGUGUUAUAUACACAUGUACAGCCGAUGUGUCAACAUAUUUUAACUUCAAAGAAUAAAUAUAUUCGAAUAUAUGUACGAGUCGAAUUUAAUGUUUUGCACAUUAUGCUAGCUGAUUGCUUUUAUGAAAUCAGUAUUCGCAAUGCCUUCAUUUUCCAAUAA